CUUAUUUUAGCCGCCCUGCAACCAACCCUGCAUUCCGCGAGUCCGGCGCAGAGGUUUGAACCUUGCCGAGCCCACCUGAGGGAUCCCUGGCUUACGCGAUCACAGGAGACUGACUUGAUCCCGAUUCCACUCGCUGCCCCUGCUGCCCUCCACUCCAGGCACUAAAGAUACACCUCCACCCACCUCUUCGUGAUUCUCCAGGCGAUCGUCGAACCUGGUGGAUCAUUCAGCUCCAUGGGGAACCCGAGAGUGGCAUGACGUCUGCACUCUCUCUUGAUCGCGAAUGAAUCUUUCUUUUUCUACGCCUGCGACCUGAACUGUUUCCCUUCAAAUGAUCAAGUCGCCCCGUCGUGGCCAAGACAGCCUCUGCUUCAUCCCCACGCUGCCCAGGAUGUUCACGCGCAAAUCCAUCACCAUCGCCCUAUGUGCGGCAAUCAGUCUGCUUCUUCUUCUGGCCUCCUCGAGACGUCUUGGCGGCUGGACUGCCAUUGAUGACCCUCUCUACCAGUCUGGUGGCCAUGGUCACCACCCUCCCCCACCGCCGGGACACAAUGGUCCUGGCCCCAGGCCACAUCCCUCCGAGAACCCAGACUGCGCCGGUUACCCGAUUCCCGACAACAUUCUGGUCAUCAUGAAGACUGGCGCGUCGGAAUCCUUCAACCGCGUGCCCACUCAACUUAUGACGGUGCUCAAAUGUGUACCCGACUUCCUCAUCUUUAGCGAUAUGGAACAGAAGAUUGGCGGAUACCCCGUGUACGACAGCUUGUCCAACGUGUCAGCCGAGGCCAUGGAGGGGAACUCGGACUUUGACCUGUACCGUCGCCAAAAGGCGUGCCCUGUUGAUGUCGAGGGCUGCAACAAGCAGGGCAACCCCGCGACCGAAGGCUGGAAUCUCGACAAGUAUAAAAAUGUCCACAUGGCGGAGCAAACGUACAAGAUGCGCCCAGGCUACGACUGGUACGUCUUCGUAGACGCCGACACAUAUGUCCUGUGGCCCAACCUGGUACAUUGGCUAGGCAAACUGAACCCGAACAAGAAGCACUACCUUGGCAGUGUCACCUUGAUUCAGGGCUUCAGAUUCGGUCAUGGCGGGUCGGGUUAUAUCGUCAGCAAGGCGUCGAUGAAGGCGCUCGUCGACGGGAAUCCGGGCGUGGCACAAAAGUACGACUUGCGCGCGAAGCGUGAAUGCUGCGGAGACUACGUUUUUGCCUUGGCGCUCAAAGAUAACGCUGAUGUCUCUGUCGAACAAAUGUGGCCGACCAUCAACGGCGAGAAGCCCGCAACGCUCCCGUUUGGUCCCUGGCAUUGGUGCCACCCUAUCGUGACGAUGCAUCACAUGAACAGCGAAGAGAUCAACACGUUUUGGGAGUUUGAGCGCCGCUUCCGCAGAGAGCAAAUUGCAUCAGGAAAGCCGCGACCCCUUCUCAUCAAGGACAUCUACCACGAAUAUCUCGAACCCAAGCUCAAGCGCGAGCAGCUUGACUGGGAUAACAAGUCCGACGACCGUUUCUAUGUCGACAUUUCCGCAAAACAAUGGGACGAGGGCACCCUCCAUCGCAUGAAGCCGGCGAACGAAUACAACGAGCUCGAAAAGGUCGCCCACCGAUCAGCCUCCGACUGCGAAGCGGCGUGCAAGAGCUUGCCUCCCGAUGACUGCGUGCAAUACAAGUACGAGGAUGGAAAGUGCGCCAUGCACAGAUCCUUCAUUCUGGGGAAGCCGGUACCGAAGAAAGAAGGGGCCAAGCAAAGCAUCAGUGGUUGGGAUGUUGAAAAGAUCAAGGAGUGGACCGAAAGGGAGAAGGUCUGCGACAAGAUCCAGUGGCCGAACCUCUCUAGCUAAAUGGGCACAUUCGAAGCAAAAAACCAAAAAAAAAACAGCAUCAUACUUGAAUCAUAGCGGCCAUCGCCCCAUGACCUGCGUCAAGCUGGCUUUCAGUGGCCGUCACUCCACACACGCAUUUCUCGGGUGCGAAGGCGCGCAAGCACAUGCACAACAUUCCUCGGAUGUUGCACUUGAAGGGUAUCGACAAUUAUGGUUGGUUUGAUCUCGACGUCGGGUAUCCUUUACAAUGUGGCGGUACCAAGCAACUGGUUAUUAUGAAGCAACCUUCGAAAAGAAUGGGUGUUGGAACUUGGUCCGCAGCAGUUGCAUAACAAUGUGGAUCACGAGCGUCGUUAAGGUAUACUUGCUCAAGUAAGGAAGAAGUCCGCUUAUAACACUAUCGGAUUGGGAUAAUCUGGGCAUGAAAAGGAUUUUUCGAAUGUGUAAUACUUGGCUUGGACUUGGGAGAUCAUGGACAAGAGGGAUAGAGGGCGUUAUGGUGCUUUUGGGGGGUUACUCUUACCAUGGGAAAGCGGAUAGCACAAGCGGAUAUAGCGCAUCGUCGGACACAUCUGCAUUACGAUGACGAUAAUCAAAAGAUCGUUGGAACCAAUAAACUUGUUCAUAAUCAUACACUAAUCAUCUCUAAGGUCCAGUCGUGUUAUUUCAAUUGACAUCCAAGUAGAA
This is a messenger RNA of Neurospora crassa OR74A, 2509 nucleotides long. RefSeq lists its product as hypothetical. Gene Ontology annotation, molecular function: glycosyltransferase activity. The transcript has 2 exons. NCBI's taxonomy places the organism in Eukaryota, Fungi, Ascomycota, Sordariomycetes, Sordariales, Sordariaceae. Gene Ontology annotation, cellular component: membrane. The record is from RefSeq and is a predicted model, not a curated record. Bases 332 to 1840 code for a protein of 502 amino acids.